Messenger RNA from Hyla sarda, 2917 nucleotides. RefSeq names its product heat shock protein HSP 90-alpha-like. The record is from RefSeq and is a predicted model, not a curated record. The transcript is spliced from 11 exons. Bases 354 to 2543 code for a protein of 729 amino acids. Gene Ontology annotation, cellular component: protein-containing complex; plasma membrane; nucleus. Gene Ontology annotation, biological process: cellular response to heat; protein folding; protein stabilization. Gene Ontology annotation, molecular function: disordered domain specific binding; ATP hydrolysis activity; ATP binding. NCBI's taxonomy places the organism in Eukaryota, Metazoa, Chordata, Amphibia, Anura, Hylidae.
AUUCUUCUAGAUGCAGACUUUUCCAGAAUGCGGCUUCACGUGGUAUAAAAGCAGCCGGGGACGCAGCACAAGGCAGUCAGUUCUGAGAGACAAAGAGCACGGAGCUCAGUUUCCCCCAUACGCCUAAAGACCGGGAGAGACUGCAGCCUAUUCACCCAGGAUACAGCGCUUCACCCUGCAUACUGUUAUUGCUGCUACCGGAGCGAAGGACACCGUUGGGAGCGGACGCGAUCGAGAACUUCAUUUUGCACAGUAGAACGCGGACGCGAUUGAGAACUGCAGUUUGCACAGUCGAGAGAGGACACCGUGCAGUUUUUGGGGAACAGUCCACAGCGGAUAUACAGUAGAGCAGGAUGCCUGAAGACACCAGAGUCAUGGAGGAGGAGGUGGAGACUUUUGCCUUCCAAGCUGAGAUCGCUCAGCUUAUGUCCCUGAUCAUCAACACUUUCUAUUCCAACAAGGAGAUCUUCCUGCGAGAACUUAUCUCCAACUCAUCCGAUGCUCUGGAUAAAAUCCGCUAUGAGAGUCUCACUGACCCCAGCAAACUGGACUCUGGCAAAGAGCUGAAGAUAAGCUUGAUCCCUAACAAGCAUGACCGCACCCUGACUAUUAUUGACACCGGCAUCGGGAUGACCAAAGCCGAUCUCAUCAACAACUUGGGCACUAUUGCCAAGUCCGGAACCAAGGCUUUCAUGGAGGCUCUGCAGUCUGGAGCGGAUAUUUCUAUGAUUGGUCAGUUCGGUGUUGGUUUCUACUCGGGUUACCUUGUAGCCGAUAAAGUGGUCGUGAUCACCAAGCACAAUGAUGAUGAGCAGUACGCCUGGGAGUCUUCAGCCGGAGGAUCCUUCACUAUCAAAUCUGAUAAUGGUGAACCCCUUGGCCGUGGCACAAAGAUUAUUCUACACAUGAAAGAAGAUCAGACUGAAUACUUGGAGGAAAAAAGGAUCAAGGAAAUUGUGAAGAAACAUUCCCAGUUUAUUGGAUACCCCAUCACCUUGUUUGUUGAGAAGGAACGUGACAAAGAGAUCAGUGAUGAUGAAGCUGAAGAAGAAGAAGCGAAAGAGAAAGAUGAGGAGAAAGAGAAGGAAGAGAACGAUGAGACUCCUAAGAUUGAAGAUGUAGGAUCUGAUGACGAAGAGGACGAGAAAAAGGAAGACAAGAAAAAGAAAACCAAGAAGAUCAAAGAAAAUUAUAUUGACCAAGAAGAACUGAAUAAGACCAAACCUAUCUGGACCCGCAACCCCGACGACAUCACCAAUGAUGAGUAUGGAGAGUUCUAUAAGAGUCUCACCAAUGACUGGGAGGACCAUCUGGCUGUCAAGCACUUCUCUGUGGAAGGCCAACUGGAGUUCAGGGCUCUGCUGUUUGUGCCCAGGCGGGCACCCUUCGACUUGUUUGAGAACAAAAAGAAGAAGAACAACAUCAAGCUGUAUGUGCGCAGGGUCUUCAUCAUGGACAACUGCGAGGAGCUGAUCCCAGAGUAUCUCAAUUUCAUAAAGGGAGUAGUGGACUCGGAGGACUUACCCCUUAACAUCUCCCGUGAGAUGCUGCAACAGAGCAAAAUCCUCAAAGUCAUCCGCAAGAACCUGGUGAAAAAGUGUAUGGAACUAUUUACUGAGCUGGCAGAGGACAAAGAGAACUACAUGAAAUUCUAUGAGCACUUCUCCAAAAAUAUCAAGCUUGGAAUCCAUGAAGACUCCACAAACCGUAAGAAGCUUUCGGAGCUCCUGCGUUACCACUCCUCAACUUCUGGAGAAGAGAUGAUCUCCCUGACCGAGUACGUGUCCCGCAUGAAGGAAAAUCAGAAACACAUCUACUACAUUACAGGAGAAACUAAGGAUCAAGUGGCUCAUUCAGCCUUUGUGGAAAGACUCAGAAAACAUGGCCUAGAAGUGAUCUACAUGACCGAGCCCAUCGAUGAGUAUUGCAUCCAACAGCUCAAAGAGUUUGAUGGAAAGACUUUGGUCUCAGUGACUAAGGAAGGGCUGGAGCUUCCAGAGGAUGAAGAAGAGAAGAAGAAGCAGGAGGAGAUCAAGGCCAAGUUUGAGAACCUCUGCCAGAUCAUGAAAGAGAUAUUGGACAAGAAAGUGGAAAAGGUGAUCGUCUCAAACAGACUGGUUGAGUCCCCUUGUUGCAUCGUGACCAGCGCCUAUGGGUGGUCCGCCAACAUGGAACGUAUCAUGAAAGCUCAGGCUCUCCGGGACAACUCUACAAUGGGCUACAUGGCAGCCAAGAAACACCUAGAAAUUAAUCCUGACCAUUCCAUUAUUGAAACACUAAGACAGAAGGCAGAUGCUGACAAGAAUGACAAAUCUGUGAAGGAUCUGGUUAUUCUGCUCUACGAGACUGCCCUCCUGUCAUCUGGCUUCAGCCUGGAAGACCCCCAGACACAUUCCAACCGCAUCUACAGGAUGAUCAAACUUGGCUUGGGAAUUGAUGAAGAUGAGGUUCCUGAAGAAGAGACCACAAACCCAGUCGUGGAAGAGAUGCCGCCUCUAGAGGGCGACAAUGAUGACUCCUCCAGAAUGGAAGAAGUUGACUAAGAGCAUGGACUAUAUAGGGGCAAUGUUGCCGAAAGAUGUGAAUAUUUUUGUACAAUAUCCUGUCCCGGGAGGGGAUAUUAUGAGAAAAUGUCACUUUUGCACAUUCCUUUUCUAAUGUGUUAUUUAUUUUAUUGUAUAAUUUGUUCCUAUGAUGCACCUACAGUCUUCCCAGCUGGAUCUGUUCUAUUACUAAUAGUUCAUAUGUUCAGGAAACAUAUACUGUCUGUAAAGGUGCCGCUAUAUAGUCAUUGUAAAUACCACAAGCCAAAUCUGCGUUGGUUUAUUAUACAAUCGAAUGUAAAGUAUCAAUUGUUUGCACACAGUCAGAAUUUUCCUUGCAUUUUUUUUUUUAUAAUAAAAAAAUCCUAAAUUGG